CGCACCGUUGGAAUGAAAAGGUUGUAACUGUCAUUUUUGGUGAAAUUGAGGUUAUGAGCUCAUUACAUUGAUUUGACUCUCAAGAACAUAAAAAACUGACCUUCAACGCGAUCUGACGGAUAUUGGCAGAGAUAUCAAUUUGACAAAGUUCUAUCUGCAAGGCAUUCCACACAUUGUUCAUUUUGACAAGGUUCUAACUCACACAGACGCCCACUGCUACUUCCGGUUGUCUUGUCUCGUGGUGUUUGUAUUCAUUUCAAUUUGUUUAAUGGUGAAAACGUUUUAAAAUGGAUGAAAUAUCUGAUUUAGAGAGUACUUGUGAUUUAUUUAGCGAUGUAGGAGAUAGUGAUGAUUUUAUUUUUCCAACUUCAGAUGAAAGUUCUGAUGAUGACAUCUUUGAGCUACGUAAGAGAAAGAAGAGUUUCAAAUCUAAAAAGAAGAAACAGGCUUGUCUCCAAGUUGAACAAUACACAUGUAAUGCUACAACCAACUCUUCCAAAUCUGCAGCAGAAGUUGGGAGCAAUAAUAAUAAUGAAAAUCAAAAGGAAAAACAAAUUUUUGAGGAAGUGAACAACCAUGCUAAUAUUUCCAACACCCCAAAUAAAAACAGGUAAGCAUCUUCAGCAAUAUUGCUGUAUAUGUUAAUUUCCAAUAUAAUUUGGGACAAGUGUGCAUGAAAAACCAAAACCUACUUAUGAGAAGCAUAAACAUCACAACUGCAAUGGAACAUUUAUUAGGUUUCUUGCUCUCUUACUAAAUGUUUAUAUUUUCCAAACCCAUCUAUUAGAAAUAAUAAUCACUUUUCACUUUAACCUUUUUGAAUUUUCAUCCAUUUAACAGUAGGCUAAUUGAGCUGCUCAACCAGUUUAUGUUAUUGAAUUGCUGAAUCAAUCAAUCAUCUUUAGUUUUUCAAUCAUCAAAUAAUGGAAUUACAACAAGGAUU
Molecule: messenger RNA, 943 nt
Organism: Nilaparvata lugens (brown planthopper)
Lineage: Eukaryota; Metazoa; Arthropoda; Insecta; Hemiptera; Delphacidae
Exons: 2
Coding region: 288-614 (108 amino acids)
Source: RefSeq, a predicted model, not a curated record